Messenger RNA from Ciona intestinalis (vase tunicate), 421 nucleotides. The record is from RefSeq and is a predicted model, not a curated record. NCBI's taxonomy places the organism in Eukaryota, Metazoa, Chordata, Ascidiacea, Phlebobranchia, Cionidae.
UUUAGAUCGUUUUUUUUAUGCAGUAUAUAAAAUGGACGAACUAAAACUUAACUGGUUUAGUGAAUUGAAUUCCUUAUGGCCAGGACAAUGUAUGUCAUUGGAGGUAGAAGAAGUUUUAUUUCACGAACGCUCAAAGUAUCAAGAUGUUUUAGUUUUUAAAAGCAAAACUUACGGCAACGUAUUAGUCCUCGAUGGAGUGAUUCAAUGCACUGAAAGAGAUGAGUUCGCUUACCAGGAGAUGAUCGCCCAUCUUCCUUUGUUCUCUCAUCCCAAUCCUAAGAAUGUUCUUGUAAUAGGGGGUGGUGAUGGCGGAGUUAUCAGGGAAGUUCUUAAACAUUCAUCUGUGGUUUCUAUAACACAGUGCGAGAUUGAUCAGGUAAUAAAGCGUAAAAUAACUAAUCAGUAAUCACCCACCAAGUAA